Molecule: messenger RNA, 4286 nt
Organism: Vanessa atalanta (red admiral)
Lineage: Eukaryota; Metazoa; Arthropoda; Insecta; Lepidoptera; Nymphalidae
Gene: Snx6
Product: sorting nexin-32
Exons: 12
Coding region: 137-1414 (425 amino acids)
Biological process (GO): phagosome-lysosome fusion involved in apoptotic cell clearance
Molecular function (GO): phosphatidylinositol binding
Source: RefSeq, a predicted model, not a curated record
AUGACAAUUGAAUAUUUGACAAUUUGUUUUGUGAUUUUCGUUAAGUGUCGCCGAAUUAUUUAAACAAAUUAAUAAAUCAUUCAAUUGUGUUAAUAUCAACUCUAGAAUAAAUUUACCAAUUCCUUCCUAAUCCAAUAUGAUGGACUGUGUAGAAGAAAGCAACCACGAUCCUCUGUCAGUGCCUGCUGUGUCGACGCCCUCAAGCGGUGACAUCAAACCAGAGAAGAAGAAACCGAAUGAGAAUGUCUCAUUAGCUGAUAAUAGUUUACUGGUUGACAUUUCCGACGCUCUGAGCGAAAAGGAAAAGGUCAAGUUCACGGUUCACACGAAGACGACGCUGCCAGAGUUCCAGAAGGCGGAGUUCUUCGUUGUGAGACAGCACGAGGAGUUUGUCUGGCUCCACGAUAGAUACGAAGAGAAUGAGGAGUAUGCUGGUUAUAUUAUACCGCCGGCGCCGCCGAGACCAGAUUUCGACGCGUCUCGUGAAAAGUUACAGCGUCUCGGUGAGGGCGAGGGUGCUCUGACCCGUGAGGAGUUCCUCAAGAUGAAGGAGGAGCUUGAGGAGGAGUAUCUCGCGACGUUCAAGAAGACGGUGGCGAUGCACGAAGUGUUCCUGCAGCGUUUAGCGGCUCACCCUGUGUUCAGGAGUGACGCACACUUGAGGGUUUUCCUCGAGUACGAGCAGGACCUGUGCGCGAAACCGCGAGGGAAAAUGGACCUUAUCGGUGGCCUCGUGCGGUCGAUGACGACGACGACGGAUGAGAUUUAUCUCGGUGCGACGGUCAGGGACGUGAACGACUUCUUCGAGCAGGAAACGGCGUUCCUGCAGGAAUACUACUCGCACUUGAAGGAGGCCGUCGCUAAAGUCGACAGGAUGACCUCCAAACAUAAGGACGUAGCGGACGCUCACAUCAAGCUGUCAUCCUGCAUAACUCAAUUGGCGACGAGGGAGCAGCCCUCCACGGAGAGAUUCCUCACGCGAGCGGCCGAGACUUUUGACAAGUGCAGGAAAAUCGAGGGUCGAAUGGCUUCGGACCAGGACCUGAAGCUGGCGGACACGCUGCGCUACUACAUGCGGGACGCGCACGCCGCCAAGGCCGUGCUCGUGCGCCGCCUGCGAUGUCUAGCCGCCUAUGAAGCAGCAAAUAGGAAUCUAGAAAGAGCAAGAGCCAAGAACAAAGACGUGCACGCCCCGAUGGAGGUCCAGGAGGCGGAGCAGGCGCAGUCGGACGCGUGCGCGCGCUUCGAGCAGCUGUCGGCGCGCGCGCGCGAGGAGCUGCUCGACUUCCGCGUGCGCCGCGUCGCCGCUUUCCGCAAGAGUUUGAUAGAUUUGGCGGAACUCGAGAUCAAACACGCGCGCGCGCAGCAGGAGCUGUUCAGGAAAUCUUUGCAGGUGUUAAGGGAGUGUCAGUAACGUGUUGACAGACGACGUGCUCGAUGAAAUUAUUUUGUUUAUCUAUUCGAUUUAUUGAUAUAAUCUUAUUUAGUUUAAGUAAAAUAUGGAGUAGGCUCUUGGGAGUGACUUGAUAUUAUUGAAUUCAAAAUGUAAUAUAUUCAAUUGGGCUCAUAAAAUCACUUUUGAAUCGUUAUUGUUUGUGUUGAAUUAAAUGUAAAGUAGAUUCUGCCGAGAAGAAUCUCAGUAGUUACUCAUUUCCAACAUUCCAAUUACAGAUUAUAUCCUGCUUGGAAACUAAGUCCACGUUUUUUAUCAUUAACAUAAUCUUGUAUUGGGUAAUAUGUCUUAUUUAUCAAUGUUUUUGUGAAAUGAGACCAAGUAAUAAUAACUUCGUUUGUCGGAUGUCGAGUAUCUAUAUUUCCAAAGAGAAGUUCGGCAACGGUACUCUAUCACCAAUCCGUUUCCGAGAGCCUACUCAGAUUGUUAGGUUCAUCAUAUUAUCCAAAUGCCUUUUAAUGUGAAAAUGUCAUCAAAUCGAAUAAUAAAACGGCAUACGAUAUUGUGUGUUGAUUAUUGUAUAAGCACUCGAUAUCUCGACUGUGUUUUAGUACAAUAUGAUAUUCGUACUGUAUACUGUGGUGUAAAAUAAGUGAUUAUCUCUCAUUAGAGGAGUUUUUUGCAGUUAUUCGGCAAAAAUAUUGUAGAAAAUCAACGUCAAGGUCAUUAUUGAAAUUGUCAGAAAAUGUUCAAAAUAUACUUUAUUCAAGUAGGCAAUUACAGAACUGUUAAAGGUAAAGCUAUCACCGGCAUGGAACUCAUUUGUAACUCUUUUGCAAGUCGGUUAAUGAGGUUUUAUCAACGACUCACGUAAAUAGUGACAGUGGUCAGUCGUAUCGUCAUCACAAUUAGUUUACUUUUGAAAGCGAAUAAAAAAGUUUAAAGUUGUUAUCACUGCGUAUUGUAUCGUAUUUGAUGUCAUUAUCACGUUACAAAGAAGAAAUUUAUAAAGUUACAUUUGUAAGAUAUGUUUGAAGAAGAAUUAGUUUUUAUUUUUAGAAAUUCUAAGUAUUUUUUCCUAUGUUUAAUGCCAGUGAAUGGCAUCAGAAAAGUGCCGCUUUGGCAAAUUCCAAUUGUGUAUUUUAAACGUAUGUACUGAUUAGUAUGUAAUGUAUUUGAAAUUGUUUUAUGUAUUUUUUAUGGUUUAAUAUAGAAAUCUUUAUUCAUUAUAUUCGUACUCUUGACAUUAUUGAAACAGUUAUUCCAACAAUGUCGGUUACGAGCUGCCCGUCUCGAAUUCAUAUAACGAUACGCCUCCCAUUUCCCCUCUAUGUUCCCUAAACCCCUUCUCAGAGUAUGCUCGCUUUAUCAAAAUAAACCUAUGCUAUGUGACAAACGAUUUUAUGAUAUACAGGAUGAAUCGUAAUACCACGAUGACGUAUGUGCUCGUGAUUGGUCGAAACUGAUUUGAUUAUGGGUGUUACGUCACGACCCCUAACCGGGAAUUUAUUUGGAGGCAGUAUCAUUGAAUUUUGUUUAUUAUUUUUUUAGAUAGUUCAAAAUCGUUGUGGAUUAGGUGAAUGGGCCACUUUUUGGUAAAUGAUUACCAACGCCCAUAGACAUUGGCGCCGUAAGAAAUUUUAACCAUUUUUUACAUCCCCAAUGCGCCACCAACAUUAGGAGCCAAGUAGUUAUGUCAUCUGUAAAGAGUCUUAAAUAAAGUUUUCAAGUAAUUCGAUUUGACAAAACAUAAUGUUUCAUAUCCUGUGGCGCAAACGCUUCUAAAAACUUAGAAAAAUAUAUGUGUAUAAAGAUUUGUAUAAUUAAAACAAUUAAGAAUCAAUUUUAGUAUAAAUUCAAGUGUUUUAUUUUUAAAUUCAAUUAAAUUAUUUAAUUCACUUGAUUGUAAUUUUUGGAAUUGAAAGUUUGAUUGAUUAUUAUAUUUGACGUGAAAAAGUUAAUAAAAAAAUUAAUCAAUUUUAAAUUAAUUAAAUUUAAAAACUGUAUAGAUGUAUUAUUAAUACAGACCGUCAUUUUGUUCCAUCGGCGUCACGAUAGGGUACUAGAUGAAAUGGCAUAAGUUGAAAUUUGUUGAUUUUUGGAUAUGCUCGCUUUCAUAUAUAAUACUUAAACGAAAUUUCCAGCGAUAUUGAAGAUUUAUUUUAAACAUAUAGGACGUACAGACACGCUUGUAAAACAGUUUAACUGUAGUAUAAUUAACAUGAGUUAUACGUGUAGUCUAUGUGAGGCUCAAGUUAUUUGUUUAGUUUUUGUCUGUACUUCAUCACGUGGUUAACAUAGGAAAUGUGAGGUAACCGGUAUGUGUCGGAUAUUCUUUCGUAUAUUCAAAGAAUUGCAGCAGUGUUGUCUGAAAUGGUAUACUCGAUAGAUGAGGAGACAACCUUACAUAAAACAUAAAGGUCAAUGACCUGAAUAAAAUCCAGUCCUAUCUAUAGAAUGGGGAAAAUCGGCUUGGAGAUUUUUUAUAUUUUAUGAGUUGUGACAUUUUGUUUUAUACCCUAUCAUGGCGUCAAUACCAUAACGUCUAUUUUUUAAUAUAGACUUGAACGGCCUUGCUUAUAAACACUGUACGGUUAUUAUUUUUCUGUUUUCUGUCUCGUUCUUUCAUCACUGAAUUGUCAUUGGAAAAAAGAAGACAGCAUUGUUUAUUUAGUCACGUCCUAAGCAGUGUUUGUAUGUAAAGCCGAUAGUUUUUAAGAUAUUUAUGGCGAAAUGUAUAUUAUUACCCAACUGCGUAUUGAACGGGUAAGUCUAUAAGAUGUUUAAAGUAACUGUUAUAAUCACUUGUUUUGGCUCUGCAGGAGGAUGACGAACGUUAUGAUGGUUUUGUAAAUGAUAAAUAUAUGUAUUAAAGAAUUUUUAUUAUUUUGAA